This is a messenger RNA of Penicillium argentinense, 678 nucleotides long. RefSeq lists its product as uncharacterized. The record is from RefSeq and is a predicted model, not a curated record. NCBI's taxonomy places the organism in Eukaryota, Fungi, Ascomycota, Eurotiomycetes, Eurotiales, Aspergillaceae. The transcript has a single exon. Bases 1 to 678 code for a protein of 225 amino acids.
AUGGCAAAGCGCAGUGCAUCUGCCGAAACACUGCCACCACUGAAUCUCGACCCAGUCUCCGAAUGGCGCGCCUGGCAAGCCCUCUCAGUCUACUUCACGGUGCUGCUAAACCGCCAAAUCCGCCGCCGCUGGCUCCUCGAACACAAAUGCAUGGAAAACGUUCCCAUCGCCAAACACUUCCGCCCCUUCAUCUUCCUCGAGCCAGUCCCAACCCUCCACAAACCACGCAUCCCAAAUCCAAACCAACCGAACAUCAAAAACGACGACAAAUACAACUCCUAUAACACCGCUGCCCUCGAGACACUCAAGACAAAAGUGCACCUCCUCCGCGCACGCGUGGAAAAGGGCAAAGAACUCGCCUCGGAAAUCGAACGCCGCAUGCAAGACCCGACUGUCCAAUUCCCAACGCACUUUUGCCACACCUGCGUGAUGGGCGGCGACCAGGCCGAUGUCCUCCUCACCAAGUGCGGGCAUCGCGUAUGCAAGACUUGCCUUUCAUUUGGGGCUGAUGCGAAUGGCGUGUAUGAAUGCAGUAUCUGUUUUGCGCCGACUUCGUUCGUGGCGAGGUCGCCGCUCGGUCCGCAGCGGUCUUGUUCGGAGCAGAUCUCGAGUGUGUCGGAGAGGUUUGUGUCCAGGGGUAAGUCGCGCUUGUGGUCGCCUCUUGCGUUUCGGGGGUAG